AUGCNAAAGCGGGGAAGGAUGCUUCCACCAAUGUCUUCUAGUUGUGGAUCUACUGGCAAGAUCAAAGGUCCUAUGGAUUGUUACUUCCCGCAAAAAUCUGGAGAUAAGGGAGGAAAAAGUGGUAAUCCUCAAGUUGGUGCCAAAGAGAUUUUGAGGGACCGUGCAAUUACCUUUUUUGCGCGGUGGAUGUAUGAUGCAGUUAGUAGGCCAUAUCUAAAAAAGGAGGUGGCAGAGGUGAACAAAAUCGUGAAGGAGCACAAAGUAGAAUGGAACAAGUUUGGUUGUUCCAUUAUGAUGGAUAAGUGGACGGCGAGAAAUGAAAAAAUGAUCAUCAAUAUCUUGGUGAAUUCUCCUAAGCGAAGCCUGUUUCUUGAGUCCGUUGAUGCAAGCAACUCUUCGACUGAUUCAACCAAAAUGUACUCCUUGUUCAAGAGUACAAUAGACUCUAUUGGAGCAGAAAAUAUUGUUCAAGUUGUCACGGACAAUGCCAGUGAAAAUGUUAAAACUGGUAAUAUAACGUCUGCUUUCUACCCGCAUAUCUAUUGGACUCCGUAUGCAGCACAUUUUGUUAAUUUGAUCUUCAGUGAUAUUUCAAGGAAAGACCUUUCAUGCCUAUGGAAGGGAAGCUCGAGGGAGAAAAUCUGCAGCUAUAUACUUUCUCCAUCAUUCUGGGACAAUGUGGUUCAUGCAUUGAAGAUUGGUGGUCCUUUAGUUAAAGUGCUUUGUUUGGUGGAUGGGGAGCAAAGGCCACCAAUGGGCUACAUGUACGAAGCAAUUGAUAGGGCAAAGGAGGCUAUUCAAGCCUCUUUUAGUGAUCAAAGAAAAUACAAAAGAGUCUUUGAGAUCAUAGAUUAA
Molecule: messenger RNA, 855 nt
Organism: Nicotiana tabacum (common tobacco)
Lineage: Eukaryota; Viridiplantae; Streptophyta; Magnoliopsida; Solanales; Solanaceae
Source: RefSeq, a predicted model, not a curated record